Messenger RNA from Mesorhabditis belari, 1929 nucleotides. The record is from the annotation of a GenBank genome assembly. Lineage: Eukaryota; Metazoa; Nematoda; Chromadorea; Rhabditida; Rhabditidae.
AUGAGUCGUAAAAUCGUCGACAGUAAUGGAGAGGUGAAAAGACAAAAAUUGGAUACAUGCGGAUGUUUUGGCUUUUCUCCGCCAUGGCUUCGAAAAUUAGCCAUUUUUCCUGUUUAUAUGUUGAUCUUGUGUGGGAAUGCGAUUUUGCAAGGAAUGAUGGUCAAUGGCUUCAUCUCGACAUCCAUUUCAUCGAUUGAAAGAAGAUUUUCUCUUACUUCAACAAAAUCUGGUAUAUUCUCGGCCACUUACGAUGUGGCGGUGGCAUUCGUGCUUUUUCCGCUUUCAUGGAUGGCAACACGGGUAAACAAAGUUCGUUCAAUUGGUCAAGGGAUGAUGCUGGUGGGUGUGGGCGCGUUGAUGCUUUGCAUUCCACAAUUCUUGGAGGGACAAUAUCAAGUGGGACAAUUGAAAUUUGAUCACUGUGACACGAAUCGAACGACGCUUUGUGAUGAGAGCCAAGCCACGAACAGUUUAUCAUUUCCAUUGCUGAUUUUGUCGCAAAUUUUUAUCGGAAUUGGUGCUGCCCCACUUUUCACAUAUGGGUAUUCGACGAUUGAUGAAUUUGAUGCACACACGAGAACGGGAACGAAUAUGGCAAUUUUUAUGGGAGUGAGCACUGUUGGGCCGGCGCUGGCGUUUAUCGGCGGUGGACAAUUGUUGAAGAUUUGGGGAGAUAUUGGGAAAACGAAUCCAUCCGACCUUGGCAUUAGUGGACCGGAAGAUCCGCGAUGGUAUGGCGCGUGGUGGAUUGGAUUCGCUGCCGCUGGGUUGCUCUCGUUUUUCACCGCACUUCCACUAUUAAUGUUUCCGAAAAAGUUGAAUGAUACGGAUGAGCGAAAGAAAAAGGAUACAAUUCAAACGCACGCCUCGUUGAAUGUCGAUUUUUCUGGAGAGAAAUGGGAACAACUGAAGACAUUUAAACUCUUUCUGAUGAACCCGACAUGCAUGGCGUUGAUCGCAAUGCAAACAUUCGAAUCGAUGAUUAUGAAUGGAUACAUUACUUUCAUUCCGAAAGUUUUUGAGAAUCUCUUUGGAUUGACAUCAAGUUGGUCGAGUACGGUGACAGGAAUCCUCGUCAUUCCAAUGGGCAUUAUCGGAAGUUAUAUUGGUGGAAAAGCUGGGGAAAUGGUUGGAAAUAAAGUCCCAAAACUCUUCAAAAUGACGAUGGCUUGCGUGGUGAUGAAUGCGAUUUGCGCGUGUUGUUUAUUGCUGAAUUGUCCGGAGCGAGAAGUAGCUGGGAUCAAUGUUUCGUAUAAAGAUGAGAACCCCUUUGGAAUCGAUGCCACUUGUAACUCAAUGUGUAACUGUAAGAAUAUCUUCAAUCCAGUUUGCAAUAAGAUGAACAAUGUCUCUUAUCUUUCUCCGUGUCAUGCCGGUUGUCAAGCUGCAUCUGAUGCAAUUCUUGGAAACAAAUGGGACAGUUGUGGAUGUGCGGCUGAAAGGGGGAUUGGGAAUCGUGUUGAAAAGGGAUGGUGUGGGAAAGAUUGUGGAUUGUUGCAGUACGUUUUCUUCGGCCUCUUCGCUCUAAUGGCUUGUUUUACGUUUGCUUGUGCUCCACUUGUUCAAAGUGCUGCAUUGAGAGUCGUUUCUUUCAAACAUCGUGAUGCUUUCAUUUGCUUUGGUUGGAUGUGGAUGAGAGUACUUGGCUCAAUCCCGGGAGCAAUCGCUUUCGGCGCUCUCAUCGACACUUCUUGCACUCAAUGGAUUGAGGGAUGUGAUGGAUCGAAGAAAUGUGUUCUUUAUAAUGCACGAGAUUUGAGUCACUAUAUUUUUUAUUUAACGCUUUGCACAAAACUGUGCUGUUUCACGGCAUUGCUAAUCGCUUGCAAGCACUAUAAACCGGUGCCCGAUUGUGAUGAUCCGACGCUGAAGCUCGAGGAUAUGAAAUUCGAUGACCAAUUCGACCCAAAAAAUCAACAAUUUGAGGAA